AUGGAUGAAGUGUUUUCAAUCACAGGUGGGUGGCUUCUCUUGGACAAGUCUAUUAUCUCCAACACAGAACUUGUCUACACACAGCUUCGAUGUAUCAAAACUGGUUUCACAAAGAAAUACAAAAACAACACGACAGCGUGUUUGCUGGUGUCAACUACCACUGAAAAUUACGCAUCGGCUGAAUCAGCUUGCAAAGCAAGUGGGACACGCCUUUACACAGUAAAAACACAAGACAAACUGGACAUCCUCCUGACCAUAACCAGAUUUCUCAACAUCAGUUUCUGGAUUGGCUUGGAUGAUCGAGCUAACGAAGGGCUGAUGAAGUGGUCUGAUGGCACAGCUCUGGACGCGACUUGGGGGAACAUCAUUCUACCAUCAAGUAACAAGGGGAACCAGGAUUUAGAAGAUUGUGUGGAGUAUAACCCACUGCUCUAUCCAUUCAACGACAAUGACUGCAGCCUAAAAAAUAGAUACAUUUGUGAAAUGACAACCGCUUCUUAG
Molecule: messenger RNA, 501 nt
Organism: Physella acuta
Lineage: Eukaryota; Metazoa; Mollusca; Gastropoda; Physidae
Product: C-type lectin domain family 4 member M-like
Source: RefSeq, a predicted model, not a curated record